This is a messenger RNA of Pollicipes pollicipes, 1728 nucleotides long. RefSeq names its product ras-related protein Rab-8A. Gene Ontology annotation, molecular function: GTP binding; GTPase activity. Lineage: Eukaryota; Metazoa; Arthropoda; Thecostraca; Pollicipedomorpha; Pollicipedidae. The transcript has 5 exons. Bases 100 to 720 code for a protein of 206 amino acids. The record is from RefSeq and is a predicted model, not a curated record.
CUACUGACUCUCGAAGACCUCUUGGUGAUUAGGGAGGCAGAUGAUAGCGUUGAAGUGUGUCUGGGGUGUGUAUAGCUGGGAAGUAGGAAUUAGGGCGGAAUGGCGAAGACAUAUGACUAUUUGUUCAAGCUCUUAUUGAUUGGUGACUCUGGCGUAGGGAAGACUUGUGUUCUUUUCAGGUUUUCGGAAGAUGCAUUCAACUCGACCUUCAUUUCAACAAUUGGCAUUGACUUCAAGAUUCGGACCAUUGAGCUCGACGGAAAGAAGAUAAAGCUACAGAUAUGGGACACAGCCGGUCAGGAGCGGUUUCGCACCAUCACAACGGCCUACUACCGCGGCGCCAUGGGCAUCCUGCUGGUGUAUGACAUCACCAGUGACAAGUCUUUCGACAACAUCAAAAACUGGAUCCGCAACAUCGAAGAGCAUGCGUCCGCGGAUGUCGAGAAGAUGAUCCUGGGCAACAAGACUCCUCUCCGCCGCCAGGUGUCGAGGGAACGCGGUGAGCAGCUGGCCAACGAGUACGGCAUCAAGUUUCUCGAGACGUCCGCAAAGUCUUCCAUCAACGUGGAGGAAGCGUUCUUCACCCUGGCCAGAGACAUCAAGUCGAAAAUGGAGAAGAAAUUGGAGUCGUCGAACCAGGCCAAGACGUCACACCAGCUGCGGGACGAGGCGCCCAAGAAGAACUUCACUAGUUGGUUGUCCCGCUGUUCGAUUCUUUGAUAGGCAUAUUUAGGAACCCCACCCUCACACAGACAGACAGAUAUAUGGCGGGGCGGCCGCGCCGCUGCCGCCGCGCCGCCCGCCCUGAGGUCGUCAGCAAUAGUGGAGCGAGCACGCCCGCCCGCCCGUCCCGCGGGCAGGGCCGGCCUGGCCACCGCGAGACGGGCAUUCCCAGUGUGACCUGGCUGGCUGCGCCUCCCGGCCGGCCGGGGUAGACGCCGCCGCCGCUGCCGCUGCUGCCGCUGCUGCCACCGUUGCUGCUGCUGAUGCUCUCCUCGCUCGCCGUCUGUGUCGCGUUGUUUCACAUUUCAGGGGGGAGGAUUGUUGCGCGGUGAGAUGCGGCGGGGCUCUGCCGAGCUCGUGGCCUUACCGAGCGCCGGCUUCGCUCGGCCAGAGGCGGCGUGUCCGAGAAUGCGGAUCAAUACGGCGACAUGGCGCGGUCCGCUUGCCCUCGGCUUUACAUGUUACUCCUUCGGCGGGCGCGGCGGUCCACGCCCGGUCCUCGCGUGGCCGCCGGCGGGCGAGGCGAGGUCCAACGUGUGCCGCUCGCGGCUUGACGGCCGCCCCUGGCCCGUUAGCCUGCACGCGCGGGCCGCAGCUUCUUUGUAAGUUUAUAUUCCCUCGAUUAGGCGUUUAGUCUUGCGUUUGCUUGCAGUGCGGCACGCGGCCAUGACAUCGUGGAAUAUAUGUGUCACUUGAGGCGGUGCCGUUUGCGGACUACGGCGCGGUCGAGACGAGCCGCUAUGCGGCGCUGGAGCUCUCUUGCAAAGGAGCCGGGCUGAAAGUGCGGCCGGCGGUGCAUAGAAAAGGCUGGCAUGGCAGGCCAUUGAACCUCCCGGUUUAAAUACGAGGCAAUGCAUCUAGUGGUGCGUGCGCAUGAAAGGUUAGCCAUGCGGUACAUUUCUUGGUUUCUCUGCUAGGUUUCAUAGCCUUCCCAUUUGCUUUGUCACUGCCGAUUGAUUCUCAUGCAUGUACCGGCAUCUGAUAAAUAAUAUAUGCCCACACUUG